AUGGUCGUCGUCGUCACCUUGGACGAGAUUCUUGCCCAGGCCGCCGAGUCGGACGUCCGGGCAAAAGUUAGAGCUAUUUCCAAGCUUCGUGAAACAUUGGACACCCAUAUCGUUGCCGAUUACGCGAAGUUCUUGGCUGAGGCUCAUGCUCCGCUUAUUGACAUUUUGCAACAUACACCUCCAGCAUUCAUCAGCACGGCGCCUGAACAGAAACUUCGCUUGGGUGUAUUAAAAAUCAUUCAGAAGCUCCCUCAUAACGAGGUGUAUCGACCUUACGCCAGCGACGUUUUUCUUCGCUUUAUACAGAUUCUCCGUACAGAUAACGAGGAGAAUGCCAUCGUGUGUUUACAGACGAUCAUCGACUUUCAUCGUUCGUACAAGCAGCAUUUGGAAGAUCAUGUACAGUCGUUCCUGGACACGGUACAGGAUAUGUAUCGCAACAUGCCACAGGCUGUGAAGGAAGCCUUUGGCUCUGAUGGUGCAGCAACCGGACCCGCCACCCAAAGCAGCGUUACGGCAACUGCGCAAGGUUCGCCCAUGUCGCCUGCGUCUGUUGCUACUGAAUCGACAGAAAUGCCCGCAAAACCCCUUCUGAGAAGCAUGCAUAGCUUCAAGGUGCUCACCGAAUGUCCAAUUAUUGUUGUUUCAUUCUUUCAAUCGUAUCGGACAUCGGUUAAUCUGAAUCUCCCAACGAUGACGCCUUUGAUCAUCGAUAUGCUUGCUUUACAGGCUGCACCUCAGGCGGAGGCUCACAAGCAAGCACAAGCGCGUGGUCAGAUCUUCACAGGCGUUGCGCCCGCUGUUGGCAACAAGUCUCUCUUUGGCGAAUUUAUCCAUGCGCAAGUGAAGACCAUGUCAUUCCUCGCCUAUAUUUUGCGUGGAAACCCACCUGCUCUGCAAAAGUUUCGGGCCACCAUCCCGGACUACGUUGUUCGCCUAUUGACGGACUGCCCUUCGGACAUGUGGGCAGCAAGAAAGGAACUUCUUGUUGCGACGAGGCACAUCCUUUCUACUGAUUUCAAGGGUGCUUUCGUGAGCAAAAUUGACGUCCUCCUUGACGAACGCGUCCUGGUCAGCGAUGGCGUCACCGUCCAUGAGACGCUUCGACCACUGGCAUAUAGUAUGUUGGCCGAUCUGCUUCACAAUGUGAGAAGCGAAAUGACAGGUGCUCAGUUGCGGCGCACCCUUCGCGUAUAUGCGGACAAUCUGAGAGAUACUUCCCUCCCUCCUAGUAUCCAGAUGAUGUGUGCAAGGCUGCUUUUGAAUUUCAUUGAUCGCAUACUGAAAAUGCCUCAUCCUGAAGCUCGUCAGCUUCUUAUGUACAUUCUCAAUGCGUUCGCGGACAAGUUUGCCUCGCUGAACAAACAGCGUGCUACCUUUCUGCACCUUGAGCAGGCCGAGAAGGCAGGAAACGUGGGGAACGGUGGUGAUGUUGCUGUCGACGUUGACGAGAUCGACCCUGCGGGUAUGGAUCUGCAAUACCUGCGACCCAUUCGGGUUGCCGCAACAACGCAAAGCAUGGGCGACUUCUUAAAGGACGGUCGUCUUCUCUUCAAGAAUCUUGUUGGCGGUUUGCGAAGUUUGAUGUACGGCCUUAAAAACUGUAACCCACCACCCGCAAAUCCCACCGCCAGUAUGCAGGACUGGAAUGAGUUUGCCCGCGGUUUUAGUGCUGAAGAAGUGGAUGUACUUGUUCGGCUUUUCCGUGAAACUGCGGAGGGAUUUUCCUUCUUCUUGCCUGUCUCCGAUAAGGGGGGCAUUAUUCGUGCUGGUGAAAAGACAUCGCCGCUUGAAGCAACGCCUAAUGCCAUGCUUCCUACUACGCCUGAGGAAAAAGAGAUACUCGAAACGUUCACGACUGUCUUCAUUUAUUUGGAUUCGGCGGUAUUUCAAGAGGUUUUCGGCGCACAGUUGCCGGAAUUCUUUGAGCAGGUUCUCAAGAAUCCUUCGUUGUUGCAUGUUGCGCAGUUUUUCUUGGCAAACGAUGCCACCUCUUCGAAUUUUGCAGGGCUUCUGCUGCGAUUCCUGGUCGAUCGUCUCGAAGAUCUGGGAAGCUCAAAUGCCGCCCGGUCCAACAUCAUGUUGCGAAUGUUCAAGCUUGCAUUCAUGGCAGUCACUCUAUUUCCGGACGCCAAUGAAAUUUGUCUGCAACCACAUGUGAAUCAUAUUGUUGUGCAGUGCUUAAAACUAUCUGCAAAAGCACAUGAGCCGAUCAAUUACUUUCUCCUUUUGCGUGCAUUGUUCAGAAGCAUUGCUGGUGGAAGGUUCGAAUUAUUGUACAAGGAAGUACUUCCGCUUCUACAGAUGCUUUUGGAGUGUUUGAACACGUUGUUGCACGCCGCCAAAAAACCCCAGGAGCGUGACCUUUAUGUUGAACUGUGUCUUACUGUUCCGGUCCGCUUGAGCGGAUUGCUUCCUUGUUUAAGUUAUCUCAUGAGACCGCUCGUCAUUGCUCUACGCGCCGGACCCGAUCUUGUUAGUCAAGGCCUCAGAACGCUUGAGCUAUGCAUUGACAACCUAACGCAAGAGUUCCUUGAUCCCAUCAUUGCCCCAGUCAUUCAUGAUCUGAUGCAGGCACUCUGGGACCACUUGAAACCGCUUCCCCACAAUCACCAGCAUAGUCACACCACGCUGAGGAUUCUGGGCAAGUUGGGUGGACGCAAUCGGAGGUUCUUGAAUGAGCCACCGAAGUUGGGAUUUGUGGCUCAUCCGGAUGCGAGCCCGUCUGUUAAUCUCCAAUUCUACGGGGGUAAUGGAGCCAAGGCCUUCAACAUUAUGAGGUUUGUGGAUGUCGCAGUGCGUGCUUUGCACAAUUCAAAGACAGAUGUGGAGUAUAAGCAACAAGCAUUUCGCUUCUUGGGCUCUGCUGUUAAACUAUAUUUGCGCACGGAAGAGGUCCCAAUGGAUCUUGCAGCCUCCGUUCAAGCCAACGCUGAAGAGUUCAUACGUACCAUCGAGCUUGUGGGUUCUGGUAAUUUGGGACAAACAACUAAUGAAACAAAGUCAAGCAUGGAUGAUGAGGGAUCAGCGCGAAACUCAAAAUUAGUCGCUAAAAAGCUUGCUCAAGAGGACAACCUACGAACUCUUUUGCAUGGCUGCUUUCAAGCAGCUGUCCAUGACGAACUCCGAGCGGAUGCGCGGGACUUGAUCAUCAAUAUUUGCGAGCAUAUAGCUGUGACGGAGGUGCCUGAAGCCCUUGAGGAGCUCAGAUUACGGAAGCAGGGCUUCCUAUUGAAUCCUGAUAUAGAUGGUCCUUAUCUAAGCAACCGAGUCUUAGUGGAUGCGAUUGCAGACAGUCUUGCGUCUGAUUUCGUCGCCGUCCGUGAGUUGGCAGAAGAAGCUAUCGUUGUACUUUAUGAGUCUUGUCUGACCAUCCUGGGGUCUCCAGAGAAAGCCCGCAAGCUCCCGUUAUUUCAUCUGUUGUCAGCUCGAUUUUGUCACAGUUGUUUCAAGGAAGAUCACCAUGAGAAGUACGCAGGGUGCAAUGGAAUUCGCAUUCUCAGCCGCAGGAUUGAAUUGGGGAAAAAAUGGAUGGUGGAGCGGCAGUUGGAUUUUGUCCGGGCUCUGUUGUUUGCUCUCAAAGAUAUGCCUUCGGAGAUAGCAUCGUCUGUCCUUGACGAUGCUCAUGAGACGCUCACUUUCAUUGUCAGAACAUGCAACCAGACUGACGGCGAUGAAGACGCGACCGUCAAAGAUGGGCGAUUGGCAAAUCUUGUGUGUCUACUGAUUGUCGAUCUUUCCAAUUCCAAUUCCACGGUCCGUGAUGCCGUGAAGUCGUCGUUUAAACUGCUCGCGGAGCUCACUUUGAAGGAGCUGCACGAGCUGCUUGCACCGGUCCGAGAUAGGCUUCUAUCUCCUAUCUUUACCAAACCGUUGCGUGCAUUGCCCUUUGCCAUGCAGAUUGGGCAUAUCGAUGCGAUCACGUUUUGUUUGUCAUUGAAACCGACCUUCCUUGAGUUCAAUGAUGAACUCCUGCGAUUGUUGCAUGAGGCACUCGCCUUGGCGGACGCAGAAGAUGAGGCUCUGGUUACUGUGAGUGAGACAUCGCAGUAUAAGAAUGCGACGUCGCUGGUCAACUUGCGUGUCGUGUGCAUAAAGCUUCUCUCUAAAGCCAUGGCUUGCUCGGAUUUCUCGUCGCCCCAGCAAGCGCAGACGCGAGGACGCAUUAUCUCGGUCUUCUUCAAGAGCCUGUAUUCCAAAUCCAAUGAAGUCGUGGAUGUCGCGAACCAAGGAUUACGUCAAGUUUUGGCGCAGAAUAACAAAUUACCCAAAGAUCUUCUACAAGGAGGUCUUCGGCCAAUUCUUAUGAAUCUCUCGGAUCACAAAAGGUUGAAUGUGGCGGGCUUGGAAGGCCUUGCACGUCUCCUCGAGCUUCUGACCAAUUAUUUCAAAGUCGAAAUUGGUCGAAAGCUUCUUGAUCACUUGCGAGCUUGGGCGGACCCUCAAAUUCUCCACCAGGCUGCUGCCAGGGCUCUUAAUGAACACCAUGCAAUCAAGAUUAUAUCAGCAAUCCUUAACAUAUUUCAUUUGCUUCCGUCACCGGCAAGUAUGUUUUUGGAAGAGUUAGUUACGAUCGUCAUGGACCUCGAGGAGAAAAUGCGCCGUACGCAAUCUAGUCCGCUCCGUGCACCGUUACUCAAGUUUUUGAACCGGUACCCAACUGAGGCUUGGGCUUUCUUUUCGGUUAAACUCGGACAAGUAGGGUUCAGCCGCUUUUUCGUCCAAUUGCUCUUAGCUGAAGAGAGUGCGGCCCUCCGGUCUACAGUUAUGGACGACACUCCUACUUUGAUCCAGCGAGGUUUUGGAUUGAAUCAGCCAGAAGAUCAACCCGCCACGCCGCUUGUCGGUAUUCGCAUCGUUCAGGCUCUAUGCCGCUUCCAGAGCACGUAUAUUAGCCAACACACCGAUGUCAUAAAUGUGCUCUUGCGUGCGAGCAAGGUAUUAGCCGCGAUGGAUGAAGAAAGUGCAUCAGUCCUGACAACUGGGCAAGGCCUGGACGCUCUGAUUGACACCUUCAUAUUCUACUUGAAAGAACAAGAAGACAAUCUCGACGUCUUCUUUAGUCUUUUCGAAGUUCUAGCAUCCAAAAAGGGGCUGAUGACACACACGUUUGAGGACUACAUUAUGACUGGUAUUAUUCGGAAUCGGUCAUCAGCGUACCGCCGCAGCGUCAUCGCACGCUGUCUGGAUCUCUAUCAGAAAGCUGAUGUUCCCUCCCGCCUGAAGAGUACUAUAUUCCAGAAGCUCGCCAACCCCAUCUUAAUCGCGGGGUACAAGGGGCCUUCCUCAGAGGAAAGGCUUCUUGAUAAAGACAUGGCUGAUAUGAUGCACUUGAAGAUAUGGAAGGCAACCCUUGCCGAUGAAUCGCUUUCUUCAGACCAUCUUUUGCGGAUUGAGCUCCUCCAAAUGACGGCCUUGCUUCUUAAAUACGAUCAUGUCCUUUUCGCUGAGCAUCGGAAAGACAUUAUCAAGUUUGCGUGGAAUUUCAUAAAAGUCGACGAUAUCACGAGUAAACAAGCCGCAUAUGUGCUUAUUGCAUACUUCAUAGCAGCUUACGAGACUCCGGCGAAUAUUGUGCUGCAGAUAUAUGUGGCGUUGUUACGGGCUCAUCAGCAGGAAUCACGGGUCUUGGUCAAACAAGCUUUAGACAUCAUUGCCCCGGUUCUGUCCCUCAGGGUGCCGCCCACGCCAGAGUCACGCUACCCGCAAUGGGCUAAAUGGCCCCGCCGUGUCAUCGCCGAGGAAGCGUCAAACAUCCCUCAGUUGAUGAUUCACGUCUAUCAGUUCCUUGUCGGGCAUGGAGAUGUCUUUUAUGAAUACAGGGAUCAUCUCAUGUCGCAGCUUGCGAACGCCUUGUCAAAGCUAGGUCUGCAGUCAAGCGCUACUCCGGAAACAAAGACUCUGUCGUUAGAUAUCAUUGAUCUCAUCCUGCGAUGGGAAAGUCGUGUCUCGAUGGACUCUGCUGAUAUUGGAGAACCUGGAGGUCGUGAUGGCGAGAAGACUAUCUUGGGUAAAAAGAAACUGGGCGACGCUAUGGACGUUGAUCAAAGCUCUCAAAGCACCACUCAGAUGAGCAGUUAUAUUUCUCCUGUCCUUCGUGAUCGUGUCAUUGAGUAUUUGCUUCGCUUUAUAUGUGCUUGCCCUGAUCAAGGUUCAAAGGGACCACUUUCAACUCGGGCUAGCAAACAACUCGAAACCUUGUUGAGCGGAGAGUUCUGGCGUGAUGCUGCUAUUGAGCUUUCUGUCUUCGAAAAGAAUCUUGUCACGAACGAUGUCACUGAAGCAACCAUUCCGGGAUACGUCAAUGCAUUGGGAGCGCUUGGCGUCGUCCUAGACCAUUUGCCUGACUCAAAAAUUCUAGAAGACGUCUUGUCUCUUCAACAGCUUCUGGAUAAGGGCCUUCGAAGCGAUGCCGCUGCCAUCCAGGAGCAUAUGCAGCCCAUUGUGGCACGCAUUCUUCGUGCAAUUCCCAAGCCUGCAGAUGACGAAGACGAGCCAUCUGCAAAUCUUGAGUUUCGCGCGGCGAUUGUGUCCAUCAUUCAAGAGAACGUCCAAAAUCUGGUCAAUCUCAGUGGUGCUAUCAUGCUAGCUUGGACGUUGUGUCAAGACUGGCCUGACACGCUCGAUCCUUUGAUCCCUGGUUUGCUGAAAGCGUUCCAGAAACUGGCCAAAGAUCACAUUUCACCUCCACAACUUCCUCAGGCCCCUCCUGCCGCUGCUCCCACGGGAGGUGUAGCUGAACAAGUCGCGGCUGCCCCCACUGUUAUGGAUUCCGAGAACAUCAUCGUAUCGCUCGGAAGAAUUGUUGACUUCCUUCGCCUCCGCAUAUCUCAUCUUGGAGAUCAACGACGAUGGUUCUUGAGUGCUUUGGUACAACUCAUAGAGAAAUCUCCGAAUGCCGAGUUGUGUUCGAAAAUCUUGGAAGUUGUUCGAGAAUGGGUCCUGGGCAAGAAUGAAUCAUUUCCUACUGUGAAAGAAAAGACUGCGGUGCUAUUGAAAAUGAUGACCUUCGAUAGUCGCGGGGAUCCGGCACUGGUGAAUAGGUUCUUGCACUUGCUCAUCGACAUAUAUCAAGACCCAACUAUUGCCCGCACGGAACUAACUGUCCGCCUCGAGCAGGCCUUUUUCAUGGGCACGAAAGCUGAUGACUACACCAUCAGAAAUAAGUUUAUGGAAGUGUUUGACAACAGCAUGUCCCGCAAUGUAUUCACGCGACUGAACUACAUUCUUGGAGUGCAGAACUGGGAAUUCCUCGCGAAUAACUUCUGGUUGCAUCAGGCAAGUCAAGUUUUGGUGGGCUCCGUGAUUGCCGACGCUCCGCUGGAAUUCCAAGAUGGCGAUCGAUGUUUGCGCCCCUUAACAGCGUUGAGCAUUUGGUCAGGCUUCGAUGAUAUGGAAAUCACGGCCAAUGAUAAACUGGAAUCAUUCAUUGCUCGUCGGCGAGAGUUUAUCGAAAACGAUACGCGAGUGCAGGCUGGUGAUGUGGUUGUAUCGCUGGCUCAGCUUCAGCAUCUUGAAGUCAUCACUGGGCAUCGCUUGUGGAUAGAGCUCUUUCCCCUCGGAUGCUCUGCUGUUAGCAAAAAAGAUCGCCAGGAAUUGUCCAGGUCUGUCAUUGCCCUUUUGGCUAAGGAAUACCACAGUAAGCAAUUGGAGAAGCGGCCAAACGUGAUACGAACUCUGCUUGAAGGUAUUGCGCGGGCUUCCCCCUCGUUACCUUUGCCCCCACAUCUUGUGAAGUAUCUUGGGAAGUCAUACGAUAGUUGGUAUGUUGCCUUGACGUUGUUGGAAGAAGCGUCAACUACUCGCGUUUCAGGUGGUGACAAUCCUGUUCAUGAGAGCACAUUGGAUGCCCUGGCAGAAACGUACGCUCUUCUUUGUGAGGACGACAUGUUUUAUGGUUUGUGGAGACGAAGGUGUCAAUACCUUGAGACUAAUGCCGCGAUCUCCUAUGAACAAAACGGUAUGUGGGAUAAGGCGCAACAUAUGUAUGAGACGGCACAGAUCAAAGCCCGUACCGGCGUUCUUCCCUUCUCAGAAUCGGAGUACAGCUUGUGGGAAGAUCAUUGGAUUUUGUGUGCCCAGAAGCUCCAGCAAUGGGAUAUCCUCACGGAUCUUUCGAAGCACGAAGGGUACUCUGACCUCUUGCUUGAGUGUGCAUGGCGCGUAACCGAUUGGACUGCGGAUCGCGAGCCCUUGGAGGCUUCCAUCAAAACUCUCAUGGACACUCCGACACCGAGACGCUAUACGUUUGAGGCAUUCAUGGCUCUUCAGAAGGCUCAGUUGAAACUGGAGCCCAUCCAGGAAUUCUCCAGGCUCACUCUACGGAAAUGGCACAGUUUGCCUUCGACAGUCACUCAAGCCCACAUACCUUUACUGCAAGCUUUUCAACAGUUUGUAGAGUUGCAGGAGGCGAGUCAGAUCUACGCAAGCUUAGCAUCCACACAUGCACAGAACCUCGACAGCAAAUCACAGGAACUAAAGGGCAUUCUGACAACAUGGAGGGAGCGACUUCCCAACAUGUGGGACGACAUCAAUGCAUGGAGUGAUCUUGUGGCAUGGCGGCAGCUUAUUUUUGCUGCCAUUAACCGCGUGUACCUUCCACUGGUCCCUGCCUUGCAGCAGCAAAGUGCAACGGGAGCAGCGAACUCCAGCGCCAAUUCCUUCGCAUACCGAGGCUACCAUGAAACAGCUUGGAUCAUCAAUCGCUUUGCUCACGUCGCUCGCAAGCAUCAAUUGCCUGAAGUAUGUAUCAAUCAGCUGACUAAGAUUUACACUUUGCCGAAUAUCGAGAUUCAAGAGGCAUUCCUGAAGUUGCGGGAACAAGCGAAGUGUCAUUACCAGAAUCCUAACGAACUGAAUACGGGUUUGGAGGUCAUCAGCAAUACAAACCUCAUGUAUUUCAAUACGCAACAGAAGGCAGAGUUCUUUACUCUCAAAGGAAUGUUCCUCGCAAAACUUCGUCUCAAUGACGAGGCGAACCAGGCAUUCGCAACAGCCGUACAAAUUGAUUUGACGCUCGCUAAGGCCUGGGCUGAAUGGGGUUUCUACAAUGACCGUCUCUUCAAGGAGAAUCCUCGUGAUUUGAAUUCUGCUUGCAAUGCUGUGUCUUGCUACCUGCAAGCCGCCGGUUUGUACAAGAAUGGAAAAGCCAGAAAGGUGCUCAGUCGAAUUCUCUGGUUGCUUAGUUUGGAUGAUGCGCAGGGAACUAUAUCUCGUGCGUUUGACUCAUAUAAGGGUGAAGUUCCCGUUUGGUAUUGGACGACCUUCAUUCCUCAGCUUCUUACGUCCCUGUCUCACAAAGAGGCCCGGCAUGCCAGACAAAUUCUGGUUAAGAUUGCUAAGAGUUAUCCGCAAGCGCUCCAUUUCCAGCUUCGUACAACUAAGGAGGACUAUACUGUCAUCAAACGCCAGGCCUUGGCUGCUGCCGCGCAAUCUGUGUCUACCCGAGCUGGCGCUGGUGUCAAACCGCCACAACCUGCUCAAGCUGAAGGCCAAAGUUCUGCGGGUAACGGUACUGAUACAACAACUAACACGACCAGCGCUCACCUGGCUCAGACGCCUGCUGCUCCAGGCGAAGUCAAGACCGAGAAUGGCACUGCCACGCCUAGGCAGUCUGCUGCUGUGAAGCCUGCAUCACCGGCCGUGGCGAGUCCGCAAGUGCAUAACAGACAACCUUGGGAGCACGUUGAUGACAUUAUGUCGAUCCUCAAGACGGCCUACCCCCUGUUGGCACUAUCCAUGGAGACCAUGGUGGAUCAGAUUCAGCAACGUUUCAAGUGUCCGCCAGAUGAGGAUGCGUAUAGGUUGAUCGUGGCCUUGCUAAACGAUGGUGUUCAGUAUAUUGGUCGGCUGUCUUCACCGAGUGAAGAUACAAAGCUGCCCCCGGCCACAGAGGCAAAUAUCUCUCGCUUUGCUGAAAGUGUUUUGCCCAAGCACAUCAAGUCUGCUUUUGAAGAUGACUUUCUCAAAGAGAAGCCCAACUUGCAAAGCUAUGUGGCCAAGCUUCGACACUGGCGAGAUAGGUUUGAGGCGGUGCUUGAUAGGCGUCCACAUCAGCAGAAUCUGGAGCAAUGCAGCACGUUCCUUACCGAAUUUCAAUAUCAGAAGUUCGAUGAAGUGGAGGUUCCGGGUCAGUACCUGCUGCAUAAAGACAACAACAACAACUUUGUGCGUAUUGACAGAUUCCUGCCUACGCUUGACGUAGUGCGCGGACACGGAGUGUGUCAUAGGCGACUCACUAUUCGUGGGCACGAUGGCAGUCUGCAUCCCUUUGCUGUGCAAUAUCCAGCUGCAAGGCAUUGUAGGCGGGAGGAACGUAUUUUUCAGCUGUUCCGCAUCCUGAACGGCGUUUUGUCGCGACGGAAGGAAAGCCGAAGACGUAAUCUUACUUUCAACUUGCCUGUUGCUAUUCCUCUAGCACCUCAUAUUCGUAUCGUGCAGGACGACCCAUCUUAUGUUUCGCUGCAAGGCGUGUACGAGGAGUACUGCGAUCGCGUUGGUCUACACAAGGACGACCCUUUGAGAUACUUUGCGGAAAAGCUCAGAGCAGCCUAUGACCCCAAGCAUCAGCGAGCGGACUUGACCAGUAUCAAGUUGGAGGUUUUGGAAGCAAUUCAGUCAAAGAUGAUCCCGGAUACUAUUCUUUAUGAGUUCUUCAAGCGUACUUUCCCUUCUUUCUCGGACUUCUGGCUGUUCCGGAAACAAUUCACGGCGCAAUAUGCCAGCCUAACCUUUAUGACGUAUGUCAUGUGUAUCAACAACCGGUUCCCGCACAAAUUGUUCUUUUCGAGGUCAACGGGCAACAUUUGGGCCACGGAGUUACUACCAGGCAGUUCAGCAAUGGCACCAAACAGCCCUGUCUUUCAUAACGGGGAAGCCGUUCCGUUCCGUUUCACGCCGAACAUUCAAAAGUUCAUCGGUCCUAUCGGUAUCGAGGGUAUCUUCUCGUGCGCUGUUAUGGCUAUCGCACGCUGCCUUACGGAACCGGAGUUCGAGUUAGACUUGUAUCUGAGCGUAUUCGUCAGGGAUGAGCUUAUCACAUGGUUUACCCAGCAGCAUCGUCCCGUUGCGCAGGAUGCGCAGCUUAGGGAGAAGGUUGCUACGAACGUCGAUCUUAUCGUUCGAAGGGCCUCAUCGCUUUCGCAUGUAGCGCAGGGUAACAUUCCUGCCAACCAGACGAUCAUAGAUCUCAUCUCUCAGGCCGUGAAUCCUCGGUCUUUGGCGAGUAUGGACUCUCUUUUCAUGUCGUGGUUGUAGGGGAGUAGAACCAUAUUGCGAGUUUCUUGAUGGGUUUCUUUUUACUUUGU
Molecule: messenger RNA, 11306 nt
Organism: Saitoella complicata NRRL Y-17804
Lineage: Eukaryota; Fungi; Ascomycota; Saitoellomycetes; Saitoellales; Saitoellaceae
Exons: 8
Coding region: 1-11256 (3751 amino acids)
Biological process (GO): DNA repair; regulation of DNA-templated transcription
Cellular component (GO): NuA4 histone acetyltransferase complex; nucleus; SAGA complex
Molecular function (GO): protein binding; transcription coregulator activity
Source: RefSeq, a predicted model, not a curated record